ACUUUAGCGAAUUCGUCAUCACGUCUUCGAGGUCGAGAUCCCGAUUGAAUAACGGAGCAGCGAGCAGACAACAUCCUUCUUCUACCGUAUUACCAUCCCACAACAAGACUCUCAGUACAUCAGCCACCACCUCCUCUCACCUCGCUCUUGCGCCAUGUCAGCAAUCCCACCCGACACGGACCAAUACUUCAUAUUUCACGGUACAGGCACGUCCUCGGCGAUCCCCCUGUUACCGUGUAUCACCUCGGCCGACGACGUAAGGGAUAUCCAAUGCGGAGCUUGUCGAGCUUGUGUGGAUGGGACGGUCCGGGAUGGGUGGAAGAAUGUUAGGGGGAAUACUGGGGGUGUUUGGAGGAAGAGGGGGGAGGAUGGGGUUUGGAAGAACAUCGUUAUCGAUGUAGGAAAGACUUUUAGACAGAACGCCUUGCGGAUAUUCAUGGAACAUCGGAUCAGAACGGUAGAUGCUGUUAUUCUUACUCACGGUCAUGCGGAUGCCAUCGCGGGACUAGACGACCUCCGAGCGUUCAACCAACCCUCAACCCCCGGAGGCCCUAAACCACCCCCACUCCCCAUCCACCUAUCGCAACAGACCCUGAACGCGAUCUCGGAGCAGUACCCGUACUUGGUCGAUAAGAACCGGGCGACGGGUGGGGGGGACGUGCCGACGUUGGAUUGGAGGGUUUGGGGGGAUGAGUGGUGUGAGGAUGAGGGGGAUGACGACGAGGGGCAGGAGGAGAUUGUGGUCGCUGGGGUGAGGGUGUUGCCGCUCAAAGUGCAUCAUGGGAAAUACUUUACACCGCCCGAAAAGGCACAACGGCUGGAUGUACCCGUCACUCAAGGCAAUAACACUCCGGUCUCUGCCAAGAGCCGAGAAUCGUUUGCCACUACCACCUCGACUACGGCCGCGAACCCGAACACAGAGAGCAGAGCCGACCUCGAUCCUAUCACCGCCCCGGUUUCAACGACCUCCACAACCUCGGCACUAGAAGGGAUAGUCGGCAAGCUCACCGGGUUGACAGGACUGUCCGGAGUGACGGGCUUGGAAGACCUGGUAAAGAGCACAAAGAAGAAGAACGAGGGAAAGCCGGGAGAGACGCCGUUCUGGUGUUACGGAUUCCUGUUUGAAGGCAAGGUCUUGUACCUCAGCGAUACGUCGUUCGUCCCGACCAGAACGUGGGAUAGGCUUUACAGGGCCGUCGGGGGCGACGAUCAAGGACGACGAGGAGCGCAGAAAGUUGGGAACGGUAGCGACGGUACGACUGGGGCGCAGCCGAGAUUAUUGCCCUUUUCGCACGAUGUACCCGAUCUCCCGGAAGGCAAGAUCCAGACCUUCAUACUGGAUUGCUUGAGGAUACAGGAUCAUUCCAGUCACCUGUCGUACGUGCAGGCGUUGGCUCUGGCGAUGAAAGCGAAGGCCAGGGAGACGCUUCUGGUCGGUUUUACGCAUCCGGACCCACAUGCGUUAUGGGAAGAUAUCGGACGGGUCGUCCAAGGCCAAGGGGAGGAUUUGGAGACGGACAUGACAUCGACCGGGGAGGGAGAGGAAAGGGAACAAGACGAGCGCGAGUUGAGAGCGGCGAAACGCGAGUUUAGGCGCAAGAUCGAAAAGAGCGCAAAGGAUCAGGGGUUGGAACACGUCUGGCGAGAAGCGCUCGAGUGGAAGGGGUUCGUCCAGCCGGCUUUCGAUCGGCAGGUCGUCAGGUGCGAUUGAAGCGCGCGGUCUUUCGGAGGAUCGUUUGCUUGUGGGGUUGUGUGAGAAAUUACGAAAUUGACUGUUCGAUAGACUUCUCUAGAUGUGUGUCGUGAAUCGUACAUCUUAUGCAAUCGCGGCUACAUGACCGAUAGAUACAUUACGAAAGACAUUCGCGACAUAGACAUCCAUACAUUCUCGCAUGGUUUCCAAAUGCUGAUAUAGAUUGAGGUCUAGCU
Messenger RNA from Filobasidium floriforme, 1929 nucleotides. RefSeq lists its product as uncharacterized. The transcript is spliced from 5 exons. Lineage: Eukaryota; Fungi; Basidiomycota; Tremellomycetes; Filobasidiales; Filobasidiaceae. Bases 155 to 1711 code for a protein of 518 amino acids. The record is from RefSeq and is a predicted model, not a curated record.